This is a messenger RNA of Syzygium oleosum, 937 nucleotides long. RefSeq lists its product as uncharacterized. The coding region runs from base 275 to 727 and encodes 150 amino acids. The record is from RefSeq and is a predicted model, not a curated record. NCBI's taxonomy places the organism in Eukaryota, Viridiplantae, Streptophyta, Magnoliopsida, Myrtales, Myrtaceae. The transcript has 4 exons.
AAGGAUUGUAGCAGGUCUUUGCAUUUCAAAAUAAGCGCGUGGACUUCCCAACUAAGUGGAUCUGGACUCUCUAAGGCAUUGACUAAGUCCAAGCUGUCAGACUCAAGUAUAAGGACUUCACGUCAUUUGGAAAAGAAGUGAGUUAGGGCUUCUAACAAAGCAAGAGACUCAGCCAUCAGCGGGGACGACAUCGCCACUAUACGAGCUGCUCCGUCCAGCAACCUUCCGACGGAAUCACGGCAAACGCAGGCGAUCGAACCGUCCGAAGCUCCAGAUGGCUUGGUUGCGCGCCUUCCAUAUAUUCCAUAGUGUUGCAGCAACCAGCUCUAGAUUAGGGUUCGACCAAAUUUCCUUCGUCCAAGGACACAAUAAAAACAAGUGCUCCACAGUUUCCACUCCUCGAUUGCAUAAAGAGCAUGUGGGAUCAGAGAUGUGCCAAACGCUCAGCAGCACCUUCUUCCUCAUCCAUCAUCAACGUUGUUUAGUAGCUCGAAACCCUAUUGAAAAUGGGACACAAAGCCUGGAUGCAUUCACCGGUAGUAGAGGUCAACAGGUCCAGAAAGCCAAAAAAUCGCAGAAGGAGCCAAGAAAUUUGUGGAGGGCAACAUGGGUGCGAGACAAAGUUGAGAGAAUGGGAAACGAUUUGUGGGCAGGUGUCAAAGGUGGGGGACAAAGCGGAGAACCCAAGCGCCGAAGACACGCAGAUGCUUCAAUGGUUGUGGGAUAGGGAAGAAGCUGUAGAAGAGAACUACGAGUUGAAACACAGAUGCAAAGUGAACACUGGGAAACUUAAUGAAGUGAGUAGAGAAAGCAGGAAAUCGGGCUAAAUCAUGGUGGAAGGUUGGGGCUUUUGGUAGGGUUUGGGUUAGGGUUUAAGGUAUAGGAAGCCAUAGCUACACAAAGCGGUAGAGAGGAGCUACACAGAGCGGUAGAGAGG